Messenger RNA from Papilio polytes (common Mormon), 750 nucleotides. RefSeq names its product 39S ribosomal protein L20, mitochondrial (gene mRpL20). The record is from RefSeq and is a predicted model, not a curated record. The coding region runs from base 213 to 689 and encodes 158 amino acids. Gene Ontology annotation, cellular component: ribosome. Gene Ontology annotation, biological process: ribosomal large subunit assembly; translation. The transcript has a single exon. Gene Ontology annotation, molecular function: structural constituent of ribosome; rRNA binding. NCBI's taxonomy places the organism in Eukaryota, Metazoa, Arthropoda, Insecta, Lepidoptera, Papilionidae.
AUUAAAUCGAUUGAAAUAACCGCCUGUCAGAAGUGUGGCAACAUUUAGCAGAUGUUGACAUUGACAAAUAUCAAAUGUAAAUGGUGUUUGAUUUGAGGUUGUUUUUGUGUGUAUUACAUUAGGUUCCGUUUAAAUGUAAAUAGGUUUAGUCAUUUUAUUUUCACAAUUAGACCUAAUUAAGAUUUGAAUUAUUCGUGUCAUUUAAAUAAGAGAUGGUGUUUUUAACUCUAACUAAUUUAAUUAGAGUUCGUGGGCCUGAUGAAAUUUGGAGAAAACGAAAGAUAUUCAGAUUAGCUGCUGCUUAUGUCGGCCGGCGAAGGAAUUGUUAUUCCGUUGCCGUGCGUAAUGUCCAUCGCGCUUUGGUCUACGCUACAAAAACACGCAAACUAAAAAAAGAUGAUAUGAAGGAAUUGUGGAAUACUCGCAUAACCGCGGCUUGUGAGCAGCACAAUAUAAGCGCGUUUACUUUGAAAGAAGGUUUAGACCGCUCUAAUAUUAUGCUUAAUCGUAAAUCAUUGUCGGACUUAGCAGCAUGGGAGCCGCGCACAUUUGAAUGUCUUGCAGCUGUAGCACAAAAGAAGUUGGAACUUGAUGGAUUUAUAGAUGGAGUAGACAAGAAACAUCCAACUGGAGUAAAUUUGAAUCUUAAAGAUGUUAUGUUAGAAACUUGGUUAAAAGAAAAGAAGUAGCUUUAUUAUGUUAGUAAAUAUUUUUAAGGUAGUGAAAUAAAAGUUAUUAGUACUAACUAAA